Messenger RNA from Diaporthe citri, 498 nucleotides. RefSeq lists its product as uncharacterized. Bases 1 to 498 code for a protein of 165 amino acids. The record is from RefSeq and is a predicted model, not a curated record. Lineage: Eukaryota; Fungi; Ascomycota; Sordariomycetes; Diaporthales; Diaporthaceae. The transcript is spliced from 2 exons.
AUGAAGGCGACAUCAUUUCUUCCUCUUCUCCCUAUUGCCUCCAGCCUGGUCACCACACACGAGGAGACCAAUCCUUGGCAGCCCGGGGAGCCCAGAUGGCUCAUGUACAAUUUCCACUAUACAGGGAGCGGAGAGCAGGAGGACGCAUUGUUCUUCAAUCUCACCAGCGACCCAGGAUCCUUUGAGACUCCCGUCAGAGCUGAAUGCGAGAUAUUAAGGGCUUGGCAAUAUUGGCAGCCGUGCUCGAUUUGGAUCGCGGGAUCGGCCGACGGGAACCGAGGCGUCUGGGUCAUGCCGCUGCCCACGAGCACCGCGAUCAACAUCCAGAUCAGGCACUCCUUCGUACAGAAGUCUGACAAUAUUCACACUUUCUACAACAUGACAGGCAGUUACAGCGCAAAUUGGCAGGGAGUAACGUCUCCGACAGAUCCAACCGUCUACCCCCUGAAGGAAGAGCAUUUUCAGCUCAUUUUUCCAGAACCUGGGAAUACUCAUUGA